Pundamilia nyererei is the source of this 2633-nucleotide messenger RNA. It is a transcript of the gene lpar3, whose product is annotated as lysophosphatidic acid receptor 3. Gene Ontology annotation, biological process: G protein-coupled receptor signaling pathway. The coding region runs from base 288 to 1352 and encodes 354 amino acids. The transcript is spliced from 3 exons. The record is from RefSeq and is a predicted model, not a curated record. Gene Ontology annotation, cellular component: membrane. Gene Ontology annotation, molecular function: lysophosphatidic acid receptor activity. Lineage: Eukaryota; Metazoa; Chordata; Actinopteri; Cichliformes; Cichlidae.
GUUUGGUCAUCGUGCGCUCGCGGGGUCUCGUGCAAAGAAUACAGCAGUGAGCGUGGGUGGCUCCACGCUCACGCCCUCUGCGUCACGCUGCUGAGACCUGGGGAGGAAGACGCUCUGCUCUCACUCUGUCCUGGCAGCGGCGCAGUGAAGUCACCUCCCUCCGUCCUCAGCCGAGGACGCACAGCGCUACAGGAGAAACAUGUUCAUUAAGUCCAACUGAGGAUUUCGCAACUUUAAGUCUGCUGACGCACAAAGGACAAACAUUUCGCACAGACCUGCCUUUUAAAAUGGCCGAACAGAACACCUGUCAUUACAAUGAGACGAUGAAGUUCUUUUACAACCAGAGCGGAGGUGAUGACAAAUGGGACACCACUCAGCUCAUCCUGGUCCAGGUUGUGGGCUCCAUCUUCUGCUGUUUCAUCCUGGUCUCCAAUGUCAUGGUCAUAGCUGCUGUCAUUACCAAUAAAAGGUUUCAUUAUCCUUUCUACUAUCUCCUUUCCAACCUGGCUGCCUCGGACUUCCUCGCAGGGAUAGCGUACGUGUACCUCAUGUUCAACACGGGCGAGGUGUCACGGCAACUUACUGUCACUGGUUACUUCAUCCGCCAAGGUCUUCUAGACAUCAGUCUCUCAGCUUCACUGGCAAACCUGCUAGUCAUAGCUCUGGAGCGCUACAUAUCUGUUAUGAGCUGGAAAGUUCAUAGCAACCUGACGAAGAGGAGGGUGACGCUGCUUAUUGUGCUGGUGUGGGCCAUUUCCAUCUUCAUGGGGGCUGUGCCCAGUCUGGGCUGGAACUGUAUCUGCAACCUGAACACGUGCUCCAAGCUCGCUCCCAUCUUCAGCAGGAGCUACUUGAUCUUCUGGUCUGUCUCCAACCUGGUGGUGUUCCUUAUCAUGGUGUCCAUCUACCUGAGAAUCUACGCCUACGUUAAAAAGAAGACGGCGAUGCUCAUGCCACACACCUCCGGCUCCAUCAACCGCAAGAGGACACCCAUGAAGCUCAUGAAGACGGUCUUGGUUGUGCUUGGGGCCUUUGUGAUCUGCUGGACUCCUGGCUUGGUGGUUCUGCUGAUGGAUGGCCUUAACUGUGAGAAUUGUCACGUCAUGAAGUUAAAGCGCUGGCUCCUGCUCCUGGCUGUACUCAACUCUGUCAUGAAUCCCUGCAUCUACUCUUACAAGGAUGAGGAAAUGUGGGCAACUUUUAAGAACCUCAUGCGCUGCAUUGGCAACGGCACUCGUCGGCAGAGGUCAACAAAUGCCAACUCCAAGCCACUGAGCUCUGGGCACGACACGGGCAACAGCCAGCCUCCCUCAGAAGAGAUGAAGAAUGAUGAGGGUUUACUCAAGAACUGAAAACUUUUUCUUUUUUUUCUUUUUUUUGAGAACAUCUGUCCAGAUCUGAACGAUCUUUAUGAAAAGAGACUGGAGCCGACUUGAAAGAGAAGCUGCACAUGUCUCCAGUUGGUCUCAGUGGGUUGUGUUUGUCCUCAGAUUAAAAGCAGUCUCCUGAAGAGACAUUUCACCCCAACUCCUCCACUGCUGGAGUUGGUUCGAUGGAGAUAGGGAUCUUCAUGCACUGCUGUUUCCCCUAAUGAAUGCAAACGAGCUGUUCUGUCAGGGUUUGAUCAUGUUUGGACACAUACCUCCCAUUCUUCCAUAAUGGGAAUCAUCCUGUGUUUUUUUUAUCAUAUCCUCUGGGUUGCGUAAGCACGGGUGACGCUGCGCUCGAAUGGCUGAUUAAAACAAGUCGGCGUGGCGUGCACGGCUGUUCAUUUCCCCUUUAAGCCUGCGAGGGAGUAAACCAUAUGAAGUGUGACAUCAAUAUGAUUUUCUGUAUAUCUGCUUGAUUCUUCCACUAAGUUCACUUCGUGGUUAGCUUUUAAGGAAUGCUGUAGUGGAAGAACUAGUCAAGAAGAGUGACAUUUCGUUCCAAGUCGGGCACUGUAAAGCUGCGGCUUCGCUUGGGCAGGACGCGGUUUUAUGUUUAUUUUAUGCUUUCAAUAGAUCCAGCAAAGCAUGCUUGAAACUAUACUGUGCAGAAAAUAUGUACUUGGUGUGAGAAUUUCAGUCACUUCUUGUUGAGUAGUUUGGCCUCUGGUGGACAGUCUGUCUCCUUUUUUCAGUUCACCUGUGCAAAACUAUGACCUGCAGCAAAUCACGCAGGCAGACUUGUUGUGUAACUUUUCUUUAUUCAAACAUCCGCUUCAGCUUGCUGAGUGGCUGAUGCUGCUCUGAUGAAACAGCUGGUCACCAGUAAAAGAGCUGUAAAAUGAUGUUGCAACACACUGGAUUCCAGCUGGAGGUUUGGCAUACAGUAGGCCCUCAGGACCUGAAGACGAUACGACUGAAUAGACUGUACCUCCCUUUGCGAACACAAGCGCUGCAGGCUGCAGGCUGAUUAGGAAAACUUCCUGGUCAAAUCUAAACCACUGACUGGGCUCAAAUGACUUUUCUUUGGUUGUAAAGUAUUUAUGCCAUGUAUGUUGUAAAGGACGUCAUUAAAAUUGUAAAUUGAGAGACAAGUUAGUGGAGCCGUUUACACCUUCUGUGGUUUGUUUGUUAGGCUGAGGUGACCUGUGUUCCUGUGUAGUUUUGGACUUUUAAAGCCAUAAAACUUUAAUGUCUUUUUAAAUA